AUGCUCGAAGCGCUGCGCGUGUUCCUCGCCCUCGUGUGGUGGCGCAUCUGCCACUUCCUGGCGCACAACCUCCAUGUGCGCGGCCUCAAGCCUGCCAGCCAGUUCUUCCACAAGGUGGUGAUCAUCGGAGACGACUUCGCAGCGGGUGUCGGCGACUACAUCACCGUGGGCAGCGCUGGCGGAGGCAUCGCCCCGUACCUUAAAAAGAUCGUCCGCCACAAUUGGGCCAUCAUCAAUGCUGGAGUGCCUGGAUCCACGACGGCCGACUGGCUCCUGUCAUCGCCCAAGAAGUACUUCAACAACGUGUUUACCUCGAGAGCCAUGGCCGACGCAUCGAUCGUGAUCAUCAUCCUCGGAUCCGAUGAGAUCAGGUGA
Messenger RNA from Phytophthora sojae, 375 nucleotides. RefSeq lists its product as hypothetical. The transcript is spliced from 3 exons. The record is from RefSeq and is a predicted model, not a curated record. The coding region runs from base 1 to 375 and encodes 124 amino acids. Lineage: Eukaryota; Oomycota; Peronosporomycetes; Peronosporales; Peronosporaceae.